Trifolium pratense (red clover) is the source of this 2886-nucleotide messenger RNA. RefSeq lists its product as uncharacterized. Lineage: Eukaryota; Viridiplantae; Streptophyta; Magnoliopsida; Fabales; Fabaceae. Gene Ontology annotation, molecular function: protein binding. The record is from RefSeq and is a predicted model, not a curated record. The transcript is spliced from 5 exons. Bases 50 to 2545 code for a protein of 831 amino acids.
AACGGUUUCUUCUUUCUAUUUUGUAUUUUGCUACAAAGCAGCACCAUCCAUGGCUGAUUGGUCUCAACUUCCAACAGAACUUCUUCAACUCAUAUCCCAAAAACUGAACAGUGAUUUCUAUCUUCUUCGCUUUCGUUCUGUCUGUUCCACAUGGCGUUCUUCCAUCCCAAACCACCCUCCCAACCACCACUUACCGUUCAAGCUUCCACCACUACCCGACAACAACGACAACGAUUCUGUAUGUUACGUUGUAAAACAUAAUAUCUUUCUCAUCAAACCAACCACAAUCACAAUCCCAAACCAACAACAACAACAACAAAUUUUCAUCAAACCCUUGUUGAUCAGAAUUGGUCCAAAUUUAAACGGUAAUAAAAUUCAUCUUUGGCAUCCUCUUGAUCUUGACCAACGUUUACCUUUCAAUUUUACUAGUAAGGUUGUUUUCGACUUCAAUCAUAUCUCCAUCGUUGAUCUCGGAUAUGUGUUCUUGCUAUACAUACUCAAAGACAGUGACUCACUUCAAAAUUAUCCAUAUCCAUAUGUUUAUUAUGAAAAUGUCGUUGCUGCCACGUGUCCGGGGGAACUACAACCUCUCAUUGUCACAUUCAACCGCUAUUAUGAGAUGUGUAUGUUCCGGCCUUGGGACAAUGUUUGGACGAAGAUCCCCAAUGUUUCAGCCUGUGAAGACAUUUGCAAUUUUAAAGGGCGGACUUGUUUGGUAGACAAAACCGGUCGGACUGUGAUGGUUGGACCGGACUUGAGCGUUGAUUUUGUAGCAGAUGAGAUAUCGGAUCCUGGCAUGGUUAGAUUAUGUUUGGUUGAGAGUGAGUUGUAUCUAGUGGUUUCAUGCUAUGGUGGUGUUAAUGUACGGAUUGAUGUGUACAGGCUUGAUGAGAAGAAGAAAAAGUGGGUGAAGUUGUCAAACUUAGGCGAUAGGGUUUUGUUCUUGGGGAAUCGAUGUUCGUUUUCUGCUUCUGCUUCCGAUUUGGGUUUUGCCAAUGGGAAUUGUGUGAUCACUAUGAGUGAUGUUACCUUGAAGUUUGGAAUGAGUGUUUUAAACUUUGAUGAAGGUCGGGUUUUGCCUUUGUCUGAUUAUCCCGACUAUUUCAAGUUACUUGCAAAAUCUGGUUUGGAUCAUGGACAGCUGCAUUGGGAAGAUUAUACUUAUAUAAUAGAAUUUGUAAUGAGAAGAGGGAGAACCAUUGAGUUUAUAGAUGUCUCUUUAAAUGGGAUUUUGAUUAGAUGCUCUGAUUUUGAGGUAAGGUUUGGAUCAGAUGUAGUUGUGGCAAAGCCAUUGGCCAUUUUGAACACACAACCCUACAGCUACAACAAUUCCUUGCUUAUUGACGAACGGUUUUCUUCCUAUUUUGCAUUUGCCCAAACCGAAGCAGCACCAUCCAUGGCUGAUUGGUCUCUUCUUCCGACGGAACUUCUGCAACUGAUAUCCCAAAAACUGAAGAGUGAUUUCUAUCUUCUUCGCUUUCGUUCUGUCUGUUCCACAUGGCGCUCUUCCAUCCCUAACUGCCGUCCUAACCACCACAUACCCUUAAAGCUUCCACUACCCUUCGGCACCGAUUCCAUAGGCUACCUCGUAAAACACAACAUCUUUUUCAUCAAACCAACCACAAUCAUACACCCAAACCAACCUCAACAAAUUCUCCAACCCUUUUUGCUCAGAAUCGGUCCAAAUGUAAACGGUAAAACUCACAUCUGGCAUCCCCUCAAUCUUAACGAAAAUUUACCUUUCCAUUUCCCUGGUAAAGUCUUCGACUUCAAUUACAUCUCCAUUGUCGAUCUUGGACACGUGUUCGUGCUCAAAACCAGUGACUCACUUGAAAAUAAUCUAUAUCCCCAUAUCCAUUAUGAUAAAGUCGUAGCUGCCACGUUUCCGGGGGAACAACAACCUCACUUUGUCACACACGACUUCUCUCGGGGGCCGUGUAUGAUCCGGCCUGGGGACGAUGGUUGGAUGGAGAUCCCCGAUCUCUCAUGCUGCGGUUUAGGAGACAUCUGCAAUUUUAAAGGGCGGACUUGUGUGGUAGACCAUACAGGUAAAACUGUGAUGGUUGGACCGGACUUAAGUGUUGAUCUUGUGGUGGCUAAGCUAUCGUAUGGCCGGUUUAGAUUAUGUGUGGUUGAGAGUGAGUUGUUGUUAGUGGAUACGACUUCUUGUGAUAAUGGUGCAUGGAUGGAUGUGUAUAGGCUUGAUGAGAAGAACAAAAAGUGGGUGGAGUUGUCAAAUUUAGGAGAUAGGGUUUUGUUCUUGGGGAAAAAAUGUUCAUUUUCUGCUUCUGCUUCCGAUUUGGGUUUUGCCAAUGGGAAUUAUGUUAUCAAUAUGGACGUGAGUCGCAUUGGUUGUGGAGUGUGUGAUUUAAACUUGGAUAAAGAUAAGAUUUUACCUUUGUCUGAUUAUCCCGAUUAUUUCAACUUACUUGAAGCUUCUGGAUUGGAUAAUGAAGAGCUGCAUUGGGAAAAACAAUGUUAUGAAGAUGAAGAAAGUGAAGAUGAAGAUGAAGAAAGUGAAGAGGAAGAAGAUGAAGAAAAGUAAAGUGUUUUGACGAUGGAAAGUAAUGAAAGGAUUGAGGAAGAAGAUGGAAAAAUGGAAGUAAAGAGUUUUGAUUUUCUCGGUUUGAUGAAAUUUAGGGAUGAAGGUAAUGAAUUUUCUGGGAUGAAGUAGAUCAUUUUAUUUAGUUCCUAAUAGAAAGCCUAGUCACUUUAAAUAGGAGCAAGAGAAAGAAAGAAAAAAAAAAAGGCAUGAGGCACAACGUUGGGUUCGUGCGUAAAACAUGUUAAUAUGCUGACAAUAUGGUAGUGAUAUUGUUAAAUGUGUUCUAUUUCCCAGAAGACUUGAUAUUUGGUUUCAAUUACUAGUACUGCUCAAGUUUGAUA